Molecule: messenger RNA, 640 nt
Organism: Paramecium pentaurelia
Lineage: Eukaryota; Ciliophora; Oligohymenophorea; Peniculida; Parameciidae
Source: the annotation of a GenBank genome assembly
AAUGGAUGUUAUUCUUGGCUACGUGGAUGAAUUUAGACACAUGAAAAUUAGAAAGGUAUAAUGAGAAAUGAUAUACAUGCAGAUAAUAUUGCAAAUAGUUUCAUUAGCAAUAGUUGUAGGAUCAGCAUUGUCAAUUUGGAAGAGUUUAUAAGUCGUGUCAUUUUCAGAAUCUCCAGUUGUUGUUGUUUUAUCUGGUUCAAUGGAGCCUGCAUAUUAUAGAGGUGAUAUACUAUUCUUGACCUUCUUAAAUAAACCUUUUGAGGUUGGAGAUGUGAUAGUAUACAAGAUUAAAGAUCAAGACAUCCCAAUUGUGCAUAGAGUAUUAUAAAUUUAAUAGAAGUAAGAAUACAUAUAAUAUAGUAAAUAGAAGUGAUGAUCCUUUAGAUUAAUUAAUAUUAACCAAAGGUGAUAAUAAUUAAGUAGAUGAUAGAGCCUUAUAUCCAAGAAAAUAGAUGUGGUUAGAAAGAUCAGAUAUCAUGGGGAAAAUAGAAGGGUUUCAAUUUAUUAAUUAUUUUUUAGAGUAUUACCAUAUGUUGGAUAUAUCACAAUCUUAUUGAAUGACUAUCCUUCAUUGAAAUUUGUAAUGAUUGGUUUAAUGAGUUUAUUUGUUUUAACAGCCAAGGAUCCAUAAAGUUGAGUU